Molecule: messenger RNA, 168 nt
Organism: Dictyostelium purpureum
Lineage: Eukaryota; Evosea; Eumycetozoa; Dictyosteliales; Dictyosteliaceae
Exons: 2
Coding region: 1-168 (55 amino acids)
Source: RefSeq, a predicted model, not a curated record
AUGUUUAUUGUAUAUCGUGACCAACCCAAUAAUAUAUUUUAUGUGUCCUUAGAAAUAUUUGAUGAGGAUUUUAUUCAAAAUAUACUUAAUGGACUAAACUCUCAUCCAGUUAUUCCGUCAAUGUUAUGUUAUUUCAUUGAAUUUUCAACAAAUUCAAAAUUAAAAUAG